Messenger RNA from Mucor velutinosus, 1575 nucleotides. RefSeq lists its product as uncharacterized. The coding region runs from base 1 to 1575 and encodes 524 amino acids. The record is from RefSeq and is a predicted model, not a curated record. Lineage: Eukaryota; Fungi; Mucoromycota; Mucoromycetes; Mucorales; Mucoraceae. The transcript has a single exon.
AUGAAUAACGUAAACCCUACUACUGUUUCUGUUGGAGCUGGUGUUGGUCAUCGCUCUGCAUCGGGAGAUGCAAGUUUUGGUACUGGUUCAUCUUUGUCGUCUCUACAAAAUGAACAUAGCAAUGCAUUGAGCAAUGAUGCUCUGCAUAAUGGUAUUGAUGCUUGUAGCGAAGACGCUUGCAUUGAUCAGGCAUUGAGCGAUGACACUCUGUCAACUCUUGAUAAUGAUACUAUCAUGAAUGAUAGUGGUGACCUAUUGGAAUUUGAUUUCGAUAGUGAGAUCCAACCCUUGGGAAUGGAUCAUCAGGCUAGCAUGGCCACGGACAUCAAGAUGUUGAGGAAAGGGCUUUUUGAGGCUACAAGGCUGUCUAUCACUAUGCUUGAGGAUGGCACGCUUGCAUCCAAUGCUGGGGCCCUGAAACGCCAAUUGAUCAUGGCUAAGGAAAACUACGAUUUGUUGUUUGAUGAUACUCCAAUGCUCUCCCCCUCCAUGGCCUAUUCCAAUGCUGCUAAUAGCAUAGUACCUCCAGAUACGCUAUAUAUUCAGUGGAAAGGGCACAAGUUUAACAAUAAGAAAUUUGUUUACCCUACCAUAAAUGCAUGCCUUCAACAAUUUCAGGAUGUACUGGAGUCUCUUGGUGUGUCGACCAAAGCAAACUGGAAGAGAAUUAUUAAGCCGAAAAUGUCUACGGGUAUGUCUGCCUGGACAAGAGAAAUCAUACAAAAGUAUCCCGAAAUUACUUGGGGCCAGUUCAAGAGCAAGCUCAAGGUGAAAUAUAGCCCUUCGGAAGCAGAAGAAAGAAAAGCUGCACUCAAUAAGCUAAAGACGCUUAAAUUGGACAACUGUGACAAUCUAGAAGACUUCAUUGACAGGUUUAACUCCUUGAAGGACUUAGCGGGAGUCAAGGAAAAUACGUCUCUUGUAGACUAUCUGCUUUGUGGUCUGGAUAUCGACUUGUAUGGACCGGUGUCUAUGGGCAUUUCACAAGCCCGUUCCAAGGGAAGCGACACUUUGGAUUUUGCUAUCUCACAAUUGCGCAGUGCCUACGAUUUGUUGAGAAGAGAUGAUUAUUAUAGGCAGGAAAAGCAGAGAAAGGAUGCUGAACUGAACAAUACGAUCAAGGAUGCGAUCAAGGCACAUCAGCGUGAUGAGGGCUCUGCUUCGCUGAGCAACAAGAAAACUCGUCGUGCUGGUCGCCACCAUGACAAGCAAUCAAGAAAAAAGAGGAAUGAUAGUCCUGGUGAAGUACUUAAAUGUUAUGAUUGUGGUUUCACACCAUUUACGUAUGCGCAUAAGGCAUUAUGCAAGAAGAACCCCAAAAAUAUCAAAAAGAUAACAAAGAAGAAGAGCAAGUUGAUUGUGCCAAGACCUGCUUCCAAUGAUGAUAUUGAUUCAUCAUCCUCUGAUGAGGAAAGUGAUCAAACUUUUGCUGCUGCCACAAUUUCUACAAAGGACAAGCAAAAGGAGGAAGUCGUAUCCAUGGAUACUGAUAGUGAAUGUAAGCAUUUGAAUAAUGAAUAUUUCAAAAAGAUGCCUAGUAAUAACAUGGAUACUUGUGGAAUACAUCCACUAUGA